Molecule: messenger RNA, 2404 nt
Organism: Bubalus bubalis (water buffalo)
Lineage: Eukaryota; Metazoa; Chordata; Mammalia; Artiodactyla; Bovidae
Product: serine protease 58
Exons: 5
Coding region: 852-1565 (237 amino acids)
Biological process (GO): proteolysis
Molecular function (GO): serine-type endopeptidase activity
Source: RefSeq, a predicted model, not a curated record
CACUCCAGUAUUCUGGCCCGGAGAGUUCCAAGGACUGUAUAGUCCAUGGGUUGCAAAGAGUUGGACAUGACUGAGUGACUUUCACUCACACUUAUUGUAUUUGCUGCCAAAAAAUCCAUUUAAACAAAGCAGCCACAGAGAAAGGAGAGAGUGAGUGAACAAGAGUAUGCUGUCCCAGAGGGCAGUGUAGUAGGAACAGAUUUGGAGAUCUGACAGGGGCCUCUAGUACUGGUGUUGGUUGAGAACUUUUCUUCAAAUGGUAUUUGUGAAUACAACCUGUACAAGUGAAGCAGUUCUGAGGAGGGGCGGGCUGAGUGUGACAUGGAUAAAGGAGAAGGGAGUCUGUGUCACAGAGAAGGGUGGAGACAUAGCUCUACUUCAUCAGAGUAGCCCAGAAAGCAGACAGUCAGUGGGACAUGUAGAGGGAGGGGUGCUAGUUAAACAUUGUGGGGAAGGAACUGGUGAAAAGAACUGAGAAGCUAGGGAAAGAACUUGGGAUGAAUUUUAAUACCGCAGAAGGUUCACUCGGUUCUCACUUCCUUAGAUAAGGGAUAAGGCUCAGACCCCUGAAACUCAUCUUCCCAUAGGGCAGAUAUCAAUUAGACUAUGAGGAUUUCCAUGCCAAUUGACUGAGAGAGUUGGCAGGUGUGACUAAUGAAUCCUUUUUUAUACUAAGGAUCAAGACUGGAAGAAGCAGCCUCUAAAUGAUGGGCUUAUAGAGUCCCCAUCCCAGUUCUCUCAUUUGCACUUCAUCCUGCUGUCAGAAUUCCUAAGUGGGUUAUAAGUUUUGUUCCUGCUUUGUGAUUAUUUCCACUAGAACCUUAUCCUCAGGACAAGAUUCAGGCAUCAACAUGAAGUGUAUCCUAUUAACCUUGUUGAUGAUAACUGGUGUUAUUUCAGUUUUUGUUGAAGAUACUGCAGACCUAAACAAUCUUUUCUAUUUAUUAUAUCUGAAAUCCAGUUACAAGUCCUGUAUGGGGACUCUGAUUGCUCCUCAGUGGGUGAUAACGGCAGCACACUGCUUCUUACCAGAUCUCCAGGUUAUCUUAACUGGUGGAGCCACCACUUUUCAAGAGUUAAUUGGGGAGAUUCUGCCUUAUGAGGAGGUCAUCAUUCACCCAAACUUCACUUUCACUUCUCCUAAAAAUGAUCUUAUGCUGAUAAAGUUGUCUGUACCUCUCACCUUCUUCUCUACCAGCAUGUUUCAGUUGCCUGUUUCCAAUUCAAGUGACAUUGCAGAUUGCUUGGUUUACACCUGGGUGGAGGAUAAAAGAUCUUUUGGAAAUAGAAGAGGUUACCUGCAAAGCUUCAUGACUGAACUGAGUACUGAUUUGGUCUGCAGAACAUUACUGCAUAAAAAGUUCUUUGAAGACGUGUUCUGUGUGGGACACUUAAGAAAAAACACAGAUGAAUGCCAGGUGACCACAGCUGCACCAGCCACAUGUGGCAAUAAAUUACAAGGAAUUAUGUCUUGGACAACUGGAUGUUUUCUGACAGAUCAUUCUGCUGUCUUCACUAACAUCUACAGCCACAUUCCAUGGAUCAAGAGCAUUAUUUCUACAUAAGCUGAUUCGCAACUCCAUUGACACCCUCCCUACAUCCCAGCUGAUCCAUGGAAAUGACUUUCUGUAUCUUAGUCCCAAUUUUUCCUAGGAUCUAGGCUUGAGUGGAGUGUCAAGAGAAAUCAUUGAUGACUCCUGGGUGUUGACAUUUCUCUAGUUUUUUUAACUACUUCUUUGCUUAUUCCCAGCUCACAAACAAGUAUUUAUAACAUUGAAAACAGGAUGCUGGUCUCAAGAAGUGUAGUCCUACCAACUCAGAUACUUCCGUUAAAAUACUGCCUGUUUUAUCCUAAGAACACAGAAGACAAGUGGAUAUGAGGAACAAUAACUACUAGGAGUCUGUUUGGACACGAUGCAAACCACAUACCUGAGCAGUAAUUUGCUGAAAUCAGUUAGAUGAUUUAGUAAUUCUUCUAGUGACCAAAUGUCUCCUGGGUGAAUGAGUGAGAGACAGAGAGAGUGUAUGUGUGUAUGGGUGUUAUAGUUAAUGUUUCCAUUACCUACUUAAAAGAUCUGUGAAAUCAAAAUUUUCUGAGGUUUGCUGAGGCCACCCAUAGGUCAGUGUAAUUUUGGAAUAUGGGUUUAUAUGAAUUUUGUAAUUCAUAUUACAAAUAUCAAGGAUUUCAUAAGUGGUUGUAUUGUUUUUUUUUCCAAUAUAUUUUCCUUCCAAUACAUUUUCCUUUCUUACAGGGAAAUGCAACAGUAAAAUUCAUGAGGAUUUUGGCUGAGAGAUUUUAUUCAUGACCCUGAAUGCAUUCUCUAGGCCAUGCAUAUAUUUGUGAGCACACGACUUUAUUCUCAAGCACACCCAAAAGACACUUGUUUGUCGCUCCACAAAUAUA